AUGUACGACGAAGACGGGACCACGGCGGACCAGAAGAUCGAGGACGACAGAAGCGUGAUCGAGGCGUCGGGUGGGAUCAGCGGCGAGCGAGUGAUCGCCACCGCCGGAGGUAUCGGCGUCGGCGUUGGCAUCGGGAUCGGUGGCUCUGGCGCCGGUCCCGCCGGUGGCGCAGGAUUAGCCAGCUACUGGCAACACGCUGCUACCACCGCCACUGGCUACUGGCCGUCGUUGCUCGACUGUUGGACCACGCCGUCCAUCGCUUCCACCUCGCAGACGCUCUCUCUGCCGCGAGACGAGAACUGA
Messenger RNA from Heterotrigona itama, 303 nucleotides. NCBI's taxonomy places the organism in Eukaryota, Metazoa, Arthropoda, Insecta, Hymenoptera, Apidae. The record is from the annotation of a GenBank genome assembly.